Perca fluviatilis (European perch) is the source of this 1685-nucleotide messenger RNA. RefSeq lists its product as uncharacterized. Gene Ontology annotation, cellular component: membrane. NCBI's taxonomy places the organism in Eukaryota, Metazoa, Chordata, Actinopteri, Perciformes, Percidae. The coding region runs from base 130 to 1239 and encodes 369 amino acids. Gene Ontology annotation, biological process: adaptive immune response. The record is from RefSeq and is a predicted model, not a curated record. The transcript is spliced from 8 exons. Gene Ontology annotation, molecular function: signaling receptor activity.
GAGUUACAUGAACGUACCAACUCCUUACAAAGAGCAAUCUUUGAGAGAUUAAAUCUGACUUCAUGCAAAGAUGUUGACAGCAAGUGCACAAAUCCCAUCCAUAUCAGCCUUAAAACCCACUCAGCUGGCAUGAAAGUAUUAAAGAUGACUGGGAUCCAGUACCUGGCAUGUCUGUGGACUCUGUUCAUCACACAGACUGGAUUUGUGUGCAGUGACAUUCAGUUCUUGGAGAGGCAUGAGGGGGGAUCUGUGGUUCUUCCCUGUGUAGUUGACCAAAGAAACCCUUCGCCCUUCGGUGUCUACCUGAUGCGCAACUGGCUGAAACCCACGAGUGAAGUGCUGUUCAUGCACACCGGGAACGACGUCAGUGCAGAUAACCGCAUCAGUGUCAGUGGAGACCCGAGCAGCCAUUCUCUGAACGUGACCAUCUCUCAGCUGAGUGCCAGCGACACAGACCGCUACUACUGUGAGUUUCUGGCGAACAACCCUUUAGGUGAAGACGACCGAAUACGGGGGAAGACAGAAUUCUUCCUUCUUGUUAAUGAUGAUGCCCUUGGGCCAGUGGACAUUGGGUUGGUGGAGACAUGUUCUGGGGGCUCAGCCGUGCUCCCUUGCCUCCCCCCACACGGGGGGGCCUUGGCCGUGGAAGGGGUGAGUCUGAAGCGACAGAGGGGCCAGGCACCUGUGGAGGUGCUGUACCACUCAAAGCGUCACCACGGCGGCAGCCCUCCAUCCUCCUCCCUGUUCCCCGUCGAGAGGGUCCACCUGUCCUCGGCUCCCGGUCCCAGGGGCAUCGCCUACAACCUGACCCUGCAGCAGCUGCAGCCGGACGACAGCGGCCUGUACAGUUGCCAGCUGCUCCUCAGUGGCGGGCCCGACACCAGCACCACACUAGGAAGACAAGCACUCUUUGUUUCUGUGCAAGGAGGUCAGUGCGGCUGCUCCAGCUACUCCACUCUGCUAUAUGCUUUGUCCUCAGCUGUGGUCGUUCUCCUCCUCCUCAUCCUUGGAUUUGUGGUGAUUUAUAAAGGCAAAGCAAGCCGCAGCGUCAAGUCACACCCUCAGGCACCCAUUUACGAGGAGAUGACCGGGUUGCAGCCUGUCAGUCGAAAACUGGCCCCCCGCCAUCUGGAGGAAACUGAGUCUUCCGAGUACAGAAACUGCUCCGUGAAGAGAUCCGGUACUGAAAACCAUUACGAAAGCCCCAUUGGGGCCCUGAGCCCCAGGAGUGAGUCUUGAAAUGAAAUAUUAGACCUUGUCACCAGCAUCAGGAACUAGACUAACUCAUCAACUCGGCUGCCUGAAACUCACUGAAUUCCAAUUAGCACUCUGAAGUUUCUCUAACAGAUUUUAACAGACACGUUCACGCGUUUUGGUAACAAAGUUAUGUCACUGUUUAUAAUAUUGUUAAUGGACAUUUCACUGUUUCUCACCAAGUAUAACAAACAUGUUGUAAGCAUUUCCUUCCUCAUAAAAUAUUUCUUGAAGUUAUCGCCACUAACAGUCAAUCAGCAGAAUAGUGUAAAGAAGUCGGCACCAGGUCACAUGCAUUAGUGUCAUGCUUGUAGGCUACACAAGAAUCUAACGAAAUGGGUACCCAUUUUUAAAAAUGUUGCUCCACAGUGCUACACUUUUUGUUAAAAAUUGUAAUGCAUUGAGAAGUUAAUAAAAACGUUAAAAAAUAA